This is a messenger RNA of Brassica napus (rape), 975 nucleotides long. RefSeq names its product vacuolar protein-sorting-associated protein 37 homolog 1-like. Gene Ontology annotation, cellular component: ESCRT I complex. The transcript is spliced from 7 exons. Gene Ontology annotation, biological process: protein targeting to vacuole; protein targeting to membrane; ubiquitin-dependent protein catabolic process via the multivesicular body sorting pathway. NCBI's taxonomy places the organism in Eukaryota, Viridiplantae, Streptophyta, Magnoliopsida, Brassicales, Brassicaceae. The record is from RefSeq and is a predicted model, not a curated record. Bases 171 to 845 code for a protein of 224 amino acids.
UACGAAAGUAAAAAGUUUCGUCGACAAACACGCUUUCUAACCGAAGUUCCCAAGUCUUCGAUCUUAAUAGAAAGUUCUUUAAUUUGGUCGAUCCGGUAAAAGGUGAUUUUUUUGUUUCCGACAAGACACAAGCUUCUUCUGGUUUGGUUAUUCGCCGAAUCCUAGAAACGAUGUUCAAUUUCUGGGGAUCAAAAGAGCAACAAGGGCAAUCUCGUCCUCCUCCGGAAGUUUCUUCUUCUUCUCAGCAGCAGCAGCAGCCAUGGUACUCUCCUUCUCUAGUCAGCUCUCCAAGCUCCUCAUCCCGCCCUCAAACAUCUGGUCAGAUUCCAGCACAUGUUUCACCAGGUGAAGCAGCUGGCAUUAUCACCUUCUUGAAAGACAAAAGUGUGGACGAGCUGAGGAAGCUUCUCUCUGACAAAGAUGCUUAUCAGCAGUUUCUGCUCUCUCUUGACCAGGUCAAGGUCCAGAACAAUAUCAAAGAGGAGCUCCGCAGAGAAACAUUGCAGCUGGCUAGAGAAAACUUGGAGAAGGAGCCACAAAUAAUGGAGCUCAGAAACCAAUGCAAAAUCAUCCGUACAACUGAGCUUGCAGCUGCGCAAGAAAAGCUUAAUGAGCUGGAAAGACAAAAAGAAGAGAUCCUCAGGUUGUACUCCCCUGGUUCUCUUCUGAAUAAACUUCAAGAGGCUAUGAAUGAGGUGGAUGAAGAAUCUGAAGCUCUGCAAGAGAAGUUCCUAGAGAAGGAGAUUGAUACAGCAGCGUUUGUGCAGAAAUACAAGAAGCUGCGUACUAUCUAUCACCGACGUGCAUUGAUUCAUCUUGCUGCUAAAACCUCAACCAUCGGUUGAAACUAAGAAAAGCUUAUCACUUACCUGAUGUUGUAAAAGAGAUGAUUUUGCUGAUUACGUUCAUAUGAUUGAUUGUCAAUCGAAACAAAAUUUGAAUUUUUCGUGAAUAAAAAAUCUUUGCAAUCUGAUA